Messenger RNA from Ostertagia ostertagi, 315 nucleotides. Lineage: Eukaryota; Metazoa; Nematoda; Chromadorea; Rhabditida; Trichostrongylidae. The record is from the annotation of a GenBank genome assembly.
AUGACACAGCAUUACAUUUUCAAGUUGAACUGUUGUAGUGCAGCGGUGGGCGCGAAAUUGAGAUCCGAAGAAGAAGCUAAUAAUUCUAUGGAAAGUGAACUGAGGACGAAAGAAAGAGAUCUUGAUCGAGUUAGUCAGGCUCUCCAGCAAGCAAUCAAUAGUGAAAGGCAACUUGUGAGCGAAGUAGAACAAUUACGAGAGAAAAUAUCAGAGCUCUGCGGCUGUGCUCCUCAAAAUGUUGAAGACAAUUUGUCGGAAACGCGUCUUCUACUCUCGAAAUCACGAAAGGAACUGGCUUCAUUGCGAACCAAAGCC